This is a messenger RNA of Drosophila eugracilis, 923 nucleotides long. RefSeq lists its product as uncharacterized. The coding region runs from base 144 to 830 and encodes 228 amino acids. The record is from RefSeq and is a predicted model, not a curated record. The transcript has 3 exons. Lineage: Eukaryota; Metazoa; Arthropoda; Insecta; Diptera; Drosophilidae. Gene Ontology annotation, molecular function: transmembrane monodehydroascorbate reductase activity.
GUCUCACGUUCUCUGUUUUGUAUUUAAGCGAUGGCGAGCAACAUGUUAGUUUAGUCGUUCCGUGCUCUGUGUAUGUGAUACUUCAAUUACCUACGCUAUCUUUAGUAUAAAUAACUGACUUAAAAUCUAUUAAAAAACUGAAAAUGCCGGAAGGUUAUACGAAAGCCACUGCGUGGCUGCAAAUCCAGAGCCUGCUGAGCAGCGUGAAUCACAUGCUGAUCUUCCUGGUGGCUGCCUUCUUUUUCGUCCUAGCUCGAAGUCUGGAGUUCAAGGAUACGGCCAUGCAUAUGUUUAUGACGGGAAUCGGAUUCCACGUCCUAAUCGCCCAGGCCAUGAUGUCACACUCUAAAGUGAAUCCGCUUACCCGCUGGAUGUCACACCGCAACAAGUCGCGUUUCCACGCCAUCCUGCAAAUUGUGGGUGGCUCUAUGGUUCUGUUGGGCUCUCUGGGCAAGUUUUCCAGCAAGGAAGUGCACUUUAACACCUGGCACGGUCGAGUGGGAGGAGCUGCUGCUUUUGGCUGUGCGGCCAGUAUUGUUGGCGGAUUCGUGAACUAUUUCCAGCCUAAGGUCGUCCUGAAGGUGAUGCCUCCUUCGGAGCUUCGUUUCCGCCAUAAUCUAUUUGGCUUGGUCACCUUCAGUCUGGGCAUGGGUGCCAUCUACCUGGGCUACUACUCCAAAUUCUUUACCAAGCACGUGGAUAACGAUUUUAUUCCCGGCAUGAUGCUGGUCACAUCGCUGGUUUACGGACUUACCAUUCUUGCGCCGGUGUUGUCUCUCAUAACUAAACUUAAAUAUAGAUCCAAAAAGAAGGCAGAGCAGAGCCAGUAAGAAAAGCUGGGAAGGAUAAGGCCAUUGAGGCUAACAGGAAUUUGUCAGGUCCUAGUAAAUAAAUAAAGAGCUUGGCAUUUAGCCAAAUUGAAA